Molecule: messenger RNA, 1758 nt
Organism: Pimephales promelas (fathead minnow)
Lineage: Eukaryota; Metazoa; Chordata; Actinopteri; Cypriniformes; Leuciscidae
Source: RefSeq, a predicted model, not a curated record
AUGUGUGUGAAUGGAUACACUUCUUUGUACAAGCUGGCUCCUUUCUCUGCUCAGUGUGUGCGGAGGGCUGUUGAGGAGGCUGCAGAAAAGCUCCCGGCGCAGCAACAGGAGGCGCUCCACCAUUACCUGGCCAUCAGCGCUGGUGCGGUCCGGCCGCAGGAUGUCGUCGACGCAGCUCUGCUGCUGGAAUCAUUAGUCAGCACUUCUGCAGACGAGACUUCCUCGGCCACAAGCUGUGCCGCUGGACCAUCUGGGAAGAGCUUCGCUGAGUUCGUGGAGAGAUUUCCUGUUUCGCCGGAGGGUCAGCCGCCAUCCAAGAAGCAGCGCGUCGAAUCAGGCUUUCCAGAUGACCGCGUUUUUUACGAUAAGUGGCGGAUUACCCAGUAUGCCCAGAGAGAGCAAUAUCUGCUGUCACAUUUCACAGUCCGCAAGCCUUCGGCCGCAAAGGUGGCACGGCUUAUCGCACAGGAGGGAUGGAAGGUCAACUGUCCCAAGCCGGAGGACAUCGAACGGCUGUGGACACCACCUUCGAAGGCAGCAGUUGAAGAUGACAAGUUCAUCAUUCGCUGUGUGUCUGAGCAGAACUGGUCGGGCAUGGCCAUAAAAGACUUUGGUGACGAGCGUGGUUUUGGAGUCGUGGCAACUCAGACUUUUUCAAAGAACGACAUUGUUUGCGACUGCCACGGCAAGGUCAUCCCAGCUGCACAAGGGAGGGCGAUGGUGCAGGCCCAGCAUGACGAGGCCGGGUACAUGUUCUUCUUUAAAGCCGGACAGAGAGAUCUCUGCGUCGACGCCCAGACCUUUCCGUGCGAGUGCCACCCUGGCAAAGACACCGUUGGGAGGAGGAUAAACCACUCCACAAAAGCGCCCAACCUGAAGCCCUUUCACUGCAGGUUACGUGUGAAUGGGGAGGACAAGGAUGUCAUCCUCUUCAGGGCACUGAAGGACAUCAGUGUGGGCGUUGAACUACGGUUCGACUACGGGGUCAAAAGGAAGUCCUUCCGUGGAGAGGGCCUACACCUGGACUGGCUGGAUGGUUGAGAAGGCCUUCAUCAGGCUGGAGUGGCUGGACUUUUGAUUCCUGUUUUAAGGACUAGAUUUUGCUGGACUCUCACAGACCAUUUGUGUCACAUUUUAUGACACUGGGAACUGUGUAUGAACUAUCAACGUUUUAUUUGUCAACUGUGAGCUCGCGAAUGAACUAUAGAUGUCUAGACAAAAUUGGGAGCUUGCGUAUGGACUUGAUGUUCAUGUAAAAGGAGCCUCAAUAGCGUCUAAACAUUGUAGUUUCAUGUAAAUGGAGCCUCAGUGUGACCAAUGAAAUAAUUGAGUUUGAUCUACAUCCUGGAGCUGGAUUGGUUCUCUGACAACCCGGACUUUUUCAGACUGUGAUUUUGCCUGACGUCUGCUUGCCUCUCACAGACCAUGUGUGACAAAUUUAAAUGGAGCCUCAUUGUGAACUGACAACCCAGACAGACUGUAUUCAGGAUUUUGAAUAGGGCGCCACGCACUCUACCCGGGCAUCCCAGGACAGUGUCUCCUUCCAUCGUCGGCUCCUCAGAGCUCCUUGAGGGAUGCUGAGAGCGAGCCAGAACGGGAGAACCAUUUCCAUAAAGUUACGCAUCUCUUUAACCAUUCAUUCACAUAUUGCUCACCUUUUAUACUACUGCUGAAUCAGAUCAAAUGCAUUAAUAUUAUGAACAGCAGCUAUGCUAAUUAUUUCCCAUCUGCCUUUCUGCUGUUAUCUCGGGAAGCUUG